GCGUGGAGUUCAGCAAACAGAGCACGGUCUUCCCACGGUGGCUUCCUUCUUCCGUAAACCAUAUCGAUCAACAACAGGCAAUCAGACUCGAUCACCAGAUUUUUGUUGGUGAGACCUUGAUGCUGCAGGUGAAGCAAAGUCAAGGCCAUCGUUCCCUCCCGACUACCAGGACGGUAGGAUCCAUCUAUGUUACAUUUGAGGAAGCCGCGUUCCGGAGGUUGCCAAAAACUCGCAGGUUUGGAGAUAGAAUCCCCUUUGUGCGAGGCCCCUGUUCUGUGGUGAGUAUGAUCCGAGAGCUGUUGGAUUCGUGUUUGGGCCAAGGCGUCGGCAACUGCUCGAUUUGGAUCAGGGCGAUGGCCACGAAAGAUACUGUUGUUGCGCAUACACCAGAUCUGCCACAGGACAUGAGCUAUUGUCUCCAACCCAGGUAAGAGUUUCUGAUACACGGCUCUUUCUGUAAUCCAUUGGUCCAAACGAUGCAUAGCUUGAUUUGAUACAGAGAUAUUCAGAUUAGGAUGAUUCCAGACUCCUAUAGUCCAUGGACAGAAGAAAAAUAGAUGUUCACUGGUUUCGGGGGUUUGCUGAUCACAUAGAGUACAUAUAGGAUCCGGGGUUAUAUGUCGAUGAUAUAGAUUAGCUCUAGUAGCAAGGGCAUUCUGGCAAGCUGUCCAUAGGAAAAUUCGGAUUUUCGGUGCUGCCUGCAUUGUCCAUAUUUUUCGCCAAAGAUUGCUAGGAUUCUGAUAUGAUGUUGAGGCUUGAUGGUUGUUUGGUAUAGCUGCUGAGCGGACUAUAGUAGUGUAAUUGCUCUUUACCGUAUACUGUCCAUCUUUUGUUUC
Molecule: messenger RNA, 836 nt
Organism: Eucalyptus grandis
Lineage: Eukaryota; Viridiplantae; Streptophyta; Magnoliopsida; Myrtales; Myrtaceae
Exons: 2
Coding region: 120-431 (103 amino acids)
Source: RefSeq, a predicted model, not a curated record